UCAGUGCGUUUUUGCAUUUCGUGCGUGUCAGAUCGUUGAUCGUUCGUCGUGCACUUCGUGCGUUCGUCGUUCGUUGGUGUAGUGACCGUCAUCUUUAGAAUUUUUUUUAUAAACGUGCGUGCAAUAAAUAAUAACAAUUGCAAUAAGCAAAUAGCAAAAACACUACAAUAGUGCAAAUAUUAUUACAACAGCAGUGUUAGUGUGUGUGAGUGAGAAAGAGAGAGUGUAUUUGUGACUGCAUACACAUACAUAUGCAUAUGUAUAACGGCGUGUAUAUGUGUGAGGAAGUUACAGUUUAAUGUUGGUUAGUCUCAAUUGUCGACGACGACGACGACGCAUUGUAGCUGAUUGAUGCCAGUUUGCUGUUUUGUUGUUGCGGCUACUUUGGACACAUACAUACACAUGCAACUACAUUUCAAUUGCGCAACAUGAGCUGAGAAUUGUAUGGAGAAUUGGAUAUCUUUAAACUCAACGCACAGAAGAAUUUUAUCUUUAACAUACAGGCAUUGCGAUUGUUUCACAAAAACGGAAACGGAAGUGACGUGCCGGCUGCGCCAAAAGCGACAACGUUUUCAGACAGUUGAAAAAUGCAAAUUAAAAUACAAUAAAAUGUAAAACACGACACUGACAACAGCGACAACAACAGCCACAGCAACAACAACAUCUGCAGCAGCAGUUGAAGCAGAAAAGACUAAAACUCUGAUAGAGAGAGAGAGAGAAAGCUAGUAUAUGUGAAAAAGAGAUAGAAGGAAAGCGAGAGUGAGUGAGAGAGGGGAGAAGUAGAAAGUGAAUCGUGGAAAUGGAAAUGAGAAACGCAAAGUGGCGGCAACUUUUCCACUGAAUUGAUUUGAGCAAUCGGCAUCAACGACAUCUCAACGGUCACAGGAUACGCUAUAGAUAUCAGCAACAGCAACAGCAGUAGCAUUAAUUUGCAUAAUUUUCAGAGCAUUAGCAAACAAAAGCGAACGCGGCCAUAAAAAGGCGUCACGCAAACGCAUAAAGAAAUUACACCAAAAAAAAAAAAAAAAAGGAGAGAGAAGCAAAUGAAAUUAAAACAAUGAAAGCCAAAGGCUGCGCAAACAUCGUGAUGUCUUCGCCUGCAGCAAUUGUUGUGCAAGCAAAUUAAUGCAAACAGUAGCAACAGCAACAGCAACAACACUUUGACCACGUGUAACGCGCGCCCCAAACGCGACAUUUACGAGAAAGAAACGGACGCGAGGGUUGCCUAUAAAUGUACCAGGACAGCGGCUGCAGCAGCAGUAGUCGACGUGGCAGCGCAGCAGCCGCAGCAGCAGCAGCACCAACAACAGCAGCCGCAGCAGCAACUGGCGACGAGGAGACGUUGGAGGCGCUGACAAUAAUCACAACCACAACGAUCACAACGACAACGGCUGAUGCGAAAAUUGGCUCUGCCGACACCACAGCAACAACCACAACAACAACAACCACAGUAAUCACAGCAGCAGCAGCCGCCGCCGCAGCAGCAGCAGCGACAACAACAACAAGCGCCACAGUCGAUAGCAUCGCUAGCAGCAGCAGCAGUAGCAGCAAUCAAGGCAGCAACAGCGACGACGACGACGUUUACGCUGACGCCGACGCUUACAUUGACGUAGACGUCGACGUUGACGUCGACGUUGACGUGGAUAUUGAGUGUACAACAGCGCACGGUUCGCGAUUGCCGUCGUCAAACAGCAGCAGCAGCUGCGGAAAUGCUGCAGCAUUGCAACAGCAGCAACAACAAGCACUGCAGCCACAGCAACAACAACCACUGCAACAACAACUACACUCGCAGCAACAACAGCUACAACAGCAACUGCAACGUGGCAACGCGGCUUCGUUGAACGCCGAUGUGCGGCUGCUGCGUAAAAUUGGAUACAUUGCAUCGCGAGUUCGUUGCUUGGCCAAAUAUUACGGCGACUUUCGGCUCGUUAAUCCGUACAGUGCUCAGCGGCAGCGGCGACAACUGCAGGAGAUCUUGCUAAAGCACUCGAUCUUUGAUCCGGGACGCGAACGCGAACGGGCGCUGGUGCUGGCCGCGGCAGCGGUUGCCGUGGGUGCAGCCUCAGCAGCAGCAGCAUUAGCAACAGCAACAGCAGCAACAGCGACAGCUGUGACACGCAGCCAAAGCUGCAGCAGUUGCUUUGAGGAGCAACAACUGGAAGAGGAAAGCGAAUUGCAACACGAAUCGGAGCCAGAAGAGGAGCAAGAGUUGCCCCCAGUCACACCAGCAGCAGCAGCAGCAGCAACAGCAGCAACGACAACAACAACCACAACAGCGACGGCAACAGUGAGACGCAAAUCGUCGAGCAGCUCGGCGAGUGCAACAGCCACAGCAUCGGCAUCAGCUUCGGCAUCGACAUCGGCUUCAGCGUCCGCAUCGACAUCGCUGCUGGCAGCUGCCACGCCCAUUGCGCUGCUCGAAGAGUUGUUGAUACAGUUCUACGAGGAUCAGGAUCAGUGCAGUCACAAGUUGACUGUGAUACGCAGACGUUUGGCCUGCAGCGACAACCUCAACAACAAUAACAACAAUAACGCCAGCAACAACAACAAUAAUAAUAGCAGCAACAACAGCAACAGCAGUGACACUCGUCAGCAUAACAACAACAGCAGCAACAGCAAUAGUAACAGCAACAGCAACAGCAUUAGCAACGGCCAAAGUCUGACCAUGUCCACGUCCAUGUCGAACAUGGUGGAAGCAACAACAGCAGCAGCAGCCGCCGCAAGCGCAGCAGCGGCCGCCGCAGCAGCAGCAGCUGCGGCAGCAACCACAGCUGCUGCAGCGGCAGCAACAACUGGCGGCGAGACAGCCACUGAUGGCGGCAACCCGACAACAGCAACCACAACAACAGCAACUAGUCAUCAGACACGCGCUUAUCUGCAACCAUCGCACGAUGCGGACAAUCCACGACGUCGUCGGGCCAGCGAUUGCUCCGCUGUGCAGGCAGCGGCCGCUUUGUCCAAUCAGCUGCACUGCAUCACGCUCAAGAACAACAAUUGCACAGCGGCAACAGCCACGGCCGCAACGACGGCAGCCAAGUUGCCGUUUCAUCGCGGCAGCUGCGGCGCUGCCGGCGAACAUUUGUUGGCGGCGAAUUCAAUUGCCAAUCGUGCCACGAUCAUAUUGAGCAAAUCGUGCAGCAAUGUGGAUGGCGAUGCCGGUCUCCGGGCGGCGAAUGUUGUCGGGAGCAACAAGUUGCGUGCCAGCGCCACCGACAUUGAGAGCAAUUCGAAUGCUUUGAAUGGGGCACGCGAUGCGAUGACAACAAUUGCGAAUGCCGCCGCCGCGGCUGCCUCCAACAAUGGCAACAAUGAGUUCAGCAUCCUGCAGCUGAACAACACGAUCAUCCAGUGUCACUUCAAUGACGACGAUUUUCGCGCCCUUGUCAAGGAUCUCAAGCGCAAGGUUGAGUACACGGAGCGCAUGAAUUGGCUAUGUCUCUCCAAUCGGCCAUUGGGCCCGCCACAUCGCAAGAGCAGUCUACCAAAGCAUCAGGAGGUGAAGCGUCGCUUCCUGGAAAUUUGUGAUACCAACUUUUCGGACGAGGUGAAGGCGGCUUUGCGUCUGCCAGCCUUCGAUUCAUAUGAAUGGGGCGAUGCGGAUGUCAUACACCUAAUGCAGACCAUGUUCCUCGAGCUGGGCUUCAUCGAGAAGUUCAGCAUACCGGUUGAUACGCUGCGCGAGUGGCUCUAUGAGGUCUACAAGCACUACAACGAGGUGCCAUUUCACAAUUUUCGGCAUUGCUUCUGUGUCGCCCAAAUGAUGUAUGCGAUUACACGCCAAGCGAAUUUACUGAAUCGUCUGGGCGAUCUAGAAUGCUUGAUCCUGCUGGUGUCCUGCAUUUGCCACGACCUCGAUCAUCCCGGCUACAACAAUAUCUAUCAAAUCAAUGCACGCACUGAGCUAGCACUCAGAUAUAAUGACAUCUCGCCGUUGGAGAAUCAUCAUUGUUCGAUUGCGUUCCGUUUGCUGGAGCAUCCCGAGUGCAAUAUAUUCAAAAACUUUAGCCGUGACACAUUCAACACAAUUCGGGAGGGCAUCAUUCGCUGCAUCCUUGCCACCGAUAUGGCGCGCCACAAUGAGAUCCUAACGCAGUUUAUUGAGAUCACGCCCAUCUUCGACUACAACAAUCGUGCACACAUCAAUCUGCUAUGCAUGAUACUCAUCAAGGUGGCGGACAUAUCGAACGAAGCACGGCCCAUGGACGUGGCCGAGCCGUGGCUGGAUCGCCUGCUGCAGGAGUUCUUCGCUCAGAGUGCGGCAGAGAAAUCGGAGGGAUUGCCGGUGACGCCAUUCAUGGAUCCGGACAAGGUGAGCAAGCCGGGUUCGCAGGUGCGUUUCAUUGGCCUCGUGCUGUUGCCGCUCUUCGAAGCCCUGGGCGAAUUGGUGCCCGAGUUGACUGAGCUGAUCAUCAUCCCAGUACGCAUAGCACUCGAGUACUACAGACGCUUAAAUGAUGCACAGACCAAGACACGCAAAUCGGUGGCAGACAGCAACACAUCGGCCACGUCGGCCACAUCGGACAGCAACAGCGGCAACAUGGACUCGAAUGCGGCCAUGGCCAGCACACCGGGCAACAACAGCAGCGACAAACUCGACAAGCAGGGACAAUCGCAGUCAGGCAAUGCUGCUGGAGGUGGAGGCGGAGGAGGAGGCGGCGGUGGUAGCUGCGGUGGCAGCUCAACUGCUACUGUUGCAUCAUCAUCAGCUGGCGGCAAUGCUUCAAGCGGCGGCGGCGGCGUCGGAGGCGGCACAACAACUGGCAGCAGCUCACCGCAAAUGCCGCGCUCAGGAUCCGGCAUCAGCGUUAAGUCCCGUCGCAGCAUCCCAUCACAGAAGUCGGCGUCGCGCACCUCGGUGGAUGAGCCCGGUGGCAUGGCCGCUGAGUUGCACGAUCUGCCCGAGGGAAGCGAGAGCGGCGACUCCGAAACAGCCACCGAAGUCGAUGUGGCCGAGAAGACGUCCAAGUUCAAGGUGGACACGGAGGGCUGCAGCAACCGGAGCAAGAGCUCGCACUCGACAUCGCGCAAAUCGUCGCGCGAGAAGCGACCAUCGAUGAUCGGCGAGUUGUGCAGCAGCGGCGGCGGUCAAAGGAUGCGCAACUCGUACGGCAACAUACACGGUUACCACGCCAAUCGCUGUCACUUUGGCAGCAAUCGGGCCGUCAGCCUCGAUCAGUACAGCACCAACAAUCGCCGGUUGUCCGAUGGACUGCCGCAGGUCAUAUCCGACAGCAACGUGUUCUACGGUCGACACAAUCGCAGCAGCCUCGAAGCGCAUGCAGCACAAGCUCAAGUGACAAUGGGAGCAACAACAACAGGAACAGCAGCAACUGUUGCUCGUAUCGGGGAGGAUCUCAAUAUGAAUACGAGCAGCAAUCAGAUGGGGCCGGUGGUGCAGCAGCCACACAGUCAGCUGGACAAGUUGCAGCUGCAGCUGCAGCAAGUGGAGCUGGACAAGUUGGCAAGCCAGGCAACAGCCACAGCAGCUGCUGCUGCUGCUGCCACAUCGAAUGGCAACAUAUCGCCCACACUGAUGCAGCAGCAGCCUCUGAAUCAGCAAGCGAGCAAUGGCAGCGCACGCAGCAGCAGCGUUGGCAGCACUCGCCUGGCUGCCACACAACAGCCACAUUCGGGGCAGCAGCAACCACAAGCGGGACAGCAACAACCGAGCGGCAGCAGCAGCAGCUGGAAAUCGCGACUGCGUCAAUUCUCCGACUAUUUCAGCUUCAGCUUUGACAAGGGCAACAAACGCUUUGGCAGCACACGCAGCAGCCCCUGUGCCCCAACCCGUGGCAACAACAAUGCAACGGCAGCCGCAAAUGGUGGCGGCGGUGGCGAUGUCACAGCGGACGGCGGCUGCAACAUGCAACAGCCAGCGACCUGUUGCACCAUUUCGAAUAGCAUGCCAUCGCCAGUUGCUCCGACUUCAGCUGCUGCCGGUGGAGGAGGCGCCUCCGCUCACCUGGGAGGCAUAGCGCGGCAUCGAGCGUACAGCUUGGAUGUGCCGUGCAGCAGGCACAUGGCGGGGGGCACACGCUACUCCUCGGGCGACAGCAGCAGUCGCAAGUCGUCGCGCCACGACGAGCACAACAACAUGAGCAACAUGAGCAACAAUAGCAACAACAGCAACAUGAGCAACAACACGUUGCACAGCAGCGGAGGCCUCAUGAUUGGCGAGCAAUUGUCCGGAAUACGCAUUCGCAUCGGUAGCGCAGAUGCCACAACAGUUGUGGCAGCAGCAGCAGCAACAGGAGUGCCAACUACGGCAGCUGGGGAGCCCGCUUUGAUGCCGCCCAGCGUCAGCUGUGAGCUGGGCUUGGCCAGCGGAUCGUCGUCGGAGGCGGGGCCAAAGAUUUGACAACAGGGGAGUUCCGAUACGAGCAACACGAACAAUUCGCUGUGCAAUCAGGCGCCGUUCACCGAGGGCGAAGCGGAGGCCGAGGCCGAGGCGGAGGCCAUCGUCAAUGACAGCGACAACGAUGCGAUGGAUGGUCCCAGCGAGGAGGCGGAUGCUUUGCAGCAGGACACGUCCAGCUGUGAAGUGUCGUCGAUGUCGAUGACCGUCUGGUCGGCGAUUGGUCAGCGAUUGAAUGCGCUCGUCUGUCAUUGCUGUGAGCGGAAGUUGCCCGAGCCGGAGAAUGUGUAAGCCACCGAAAAGAGAGGGUCGAUCAAUCAAACAAACAAACAAUCUGUCAGUCAGUCAGUCAGUCAGUCAAUCAGCCAACUAGCCAGUCAAUCAAAUCAGUCAUUGCCAUUCACACAGUCAUCGAUUCAUUCACCCAGCGCAACUUUCUCUUUCUAUAGCUCUUUCUGUACAUCUAUCUCGCUCUAUUCCCAGUUUCUUGCGCACAGGGUAACUUCUAGUCGAGCACACUCGACUGCAGCGCUCUCACUUGUGUGUGCUGACGAUGCACAUUCUUCAUGCCUAGCAAAUAAUUUAAAUCAAUUCUACACACGAACACACACACACACACACACACACACAAUUCAAUACACUAUAAUUA
Drosophila nasuta is the source of this 7004-nucleotide messenger RNA. RefSeq names its product phosphodiesterase 9 (gene Pde9). Gene Ontology annotation, molecular function: 3',5'-cyclic-nucleotide phosphodiesterase activity. The transcript is spliced from 12 exons. The coding region runs from base 1232 to 6358 and encodes 1708 amino acids. The record is from RefSeq and is a predicted model, not a curated record. Gene Ontology annotation, biological process: signal transduction. Lineage: Eukaryota; Metazoa; Arthropoda; Insecta; Diptera; Drosophilidae.